AUGCGCCAGAGCGCCAUCCAGGCUGGGGGCGCAGCCCGCGCCGAGGCGAAAGCGGCCCUCCGCUCGGGGCUUACGCCCGGGAGUGGACGUCCUGAUUUGCACGACGAGGACAAGUUGAUUGCUGCGCUGCCGCCGCGCAGCACCCGCCGCUUUAGUCUGCGCACCGCGCCCGCGACGCUGCUGCGCGAUUUCCAGGGCCAGCAGGGCUGCGCCAACUUGUCCGAGAGGCUAGGAACUGAAUGGCGCGGGGUGGAGACGGAUGGCAGGCUUCUGUUGCUCGAUGAACAUUGCCGCUCGCCGACGCGGUUCUUCGCCAUGGACGACCUGUCCGUCCACCUGGUGUGGGGCUUCCUGCCGCUCCCGUGCGUGGGCAGGGCCGUGCCGGCGGCCUGCAGGCUGAUGCUGUGGCUGCGUGAGGAGUGGCAGGCGUGGCAGGCCUUCGCGCAGCCCCUGCGUCGCCCUGGCAGGACCAUCCGCAUCGCCCGACUGCUCCGCGCCGGCGAGCGCGGCGUGGAGCACCUGGCGGGCUUGGCCGCCGUCCUGGAGGAGGCCGCCCUGCGCGGCUUCAGCGGCGCGCCGGCCCCGGGCGGCAGCGGCCGCCUGGCCCUGCAGUACGGCGAGCUGGCGGUGCCGCGGGUGCAGUGGUCGCUCCACAGCGAGGGCCUGUCGCCCUGGCGCGGCGUCUGCUCGCUGCCCCUGGACGCCGAGUGGGCGGUGCUGCCGCCGUGGCGAAAGGCGGUCGGAGGCGGUCUGCGGGCCUCCCUGCUCCUGGGGGUCAGCCUGUGGCUCCCGCCGGAGGGGGUGUCCGUGGCGGACUCCUUUCCCGGGCUCAUGCUCAGCGUGACCUUGCAGGAGCCGGAGCUGCUCGAGGCCCUGGCGGAGCGCUCGCCCUCCGAGCCGCCCUGCCUGGCCGCGGCCUGCGACGCGCUGCUGGUGCGCGGCGGCGGCCGGGCGGGCGCGGCGGGGCCGCCGGCGCUGGAGGAGUGGCGGCUGCGCUUCUGCUUCGGGCCGCAGGGCCACCGCCACGCUGGGCACGGCGACCUGGAAGGCUACCGCGCGGAGGUCAGACAAAUGGGCCGCAAGCGGUGGCGGCCCCCCGACCUGUGCUACACCCCGUCCUGGGAGCAGCCGUGCCCUGGUGACGCCGGCCUGCGGCUGCUGCUGCGGGGUCGGCGUUGCGAUGGGCUGCUGGAGUAA
Molecule: messenger RNA, 1197 nt
Organism: Prorocentrum cordatum
Lineage: Eukaryota; Dinophyceae; Prorocentrales; Prorocentraceae
Source: the annotation of a GenBank genome assembly